This is a messenger RNA of Nyctereutes procyonoides (raccoon dog), 1644 nucleotides long. It is a transcript of the gene FN3KRP, whose product is annotated as fructosamine 3 kinase related protein. The coding region runs from base 41 to 970 and encodes 309 amino acids. The record is from RefSeq and is a predicted model, not a curated record. The transcript is spliced from 6 exons. NCBI's taxonomy places the organism in Eukaryota, Metazoa, Chordata, Mammalia, Carnivora, Canidae.
UCUCCCGGGCCCGGCGGUCGGCGGCCGCUCCCCGCGCACCAUGGAGGCUCUGCUGAGGCGGGAGCUGGGCUGCGACUUCGUCAGGGCGACGGGUCACUCGGGGGGCGGGUGCAUCAGCCAGGGCCAGAGUUACGACACGGACAGGGGACGCGUGUUUGUGAAAGUGAACUCCAAGGCGGAGGCCAGAAGAAUGUUUGAAGGUGAGAUGGCAAGUCUGACCGCCAUCCUGAGGACGGACACGGUCCGGGUGCCCAAGCCCAUCAAGGUCCUUGAUGUCCCGGGCGGCGGCAGCGCGCUGGUGAUGGAGCACGUGGACAUGCGGGCUCUGGACAGCCACGCCGCCAGGCUGGGAACCCAGCUCGCCGACCUGCAUCUGGAGAACAAGAGGCUUGGGGAGACGCUCCGGAAGGAGGCCAGCACCGUGGGGAAAGGAGGCGGGCAGGUGGACCGGGCCUUCGUGGACAAGUUCGGGUUUGACGUGGUGACGUGCUGUGGAUACCUCCCCCAGGUGAACGACUGGCAGGACGACUGGGUGACCUUCUAUGCCCGGCAGCGCAUUCAGCCCCAGAUGGACAUGGUGGAGAAGGGGUCUGGGGACAGGGAGGCCCGGGAGCUCUGGUCUGCUCUGCAGCUGAAGAUCCCUGACCUGUUUCGUGACCUGGACAUCGUCCCGGCCCUGCUCCACGGGGACCUCUGGGCCGGAAACGUCGCAGAGGACUCCUCCGGGCCCGUCAUCUUCGAUCCGGCUUCCUUCUACGGCCACGCGGAGUACGAGCUGGCGAUAGCCGGCAUGUUCGGAGGCUUCGGCCGUUCCUUCUACUCCGCCUACCACGGCGCCAUCCCCAAGGCCCCGGGCUUCGAGGCUCGCCUGCAGCUCUAUCAGCUCUUCCACUACUUGAACCACUGGAAUCACUUUGGAUCGGGGUACAGAGGGUCGUCCCUGAACAUCAUGAGGAACCUCGUCAGAUGAGCUCCCUGGCCCGGAGGUGCAGGUGCACCAGGUCUGCACCUCCCGCCCCCGGCUCCCCCCAGCUCCCCCAAUUCUUCACACUGACUUCCCAGCCCUGUAAGUACCAGGAGGAGAGGCUCCGUCCUCCCGAGGCCGCACGUUUUGUUAGACCCAUAGCUGGAUCGAGCCUCACUGGAAGUGCAGUGCCCGCAGGGACCAGGGCGUGUGGGUCCCACUGAAGCAGCUGCCCGAGGCUGAGGGGGACGCGGCCCGCGAGCCAGGUGCUGGGCACUCGCGCCUCGGCUCCUCCCGUCUCAUCUCCAGGAGCGACUCCAAUGUCCGGGGUUAGACGUGGUGUAGACAUGAAUCCAGAGCCGAUGGUGGCUCCGAAUCACCAAUUUCAACCGAGCACAUUCCCUUUCCUUCUGUGCCGCAGGCCGACGGGUCUGGACGCUGAUUCUGGGAGCGACCAAACUGCUAGUCUUGGGUAAAUUUAGGAGCCGCUGAAUCCCCUGUUAGCACCCGUCCCGAUGCUGUUUUAAAGCUUGCGAGUUACUUACUCCCUUGCAUAAACAAUGGUGAACCAGUGGCCCUCCCUUCGUCCUGGUCCUCGCAGCGAUGUGCCCCUCAAUGGCAUUGAUGCUGAGAAAGUCUUUUGCAUAAAAAUUUGAAUAAACUUUGAGUGAUUUGAGUGA